AUGGACUAUGAAAAUGCCAUGGAGAGGGUCUACGGGAACGGCUUAUUCUGCAUAAUUCUUACUCUGUGCUUGGCAUCUUUCAGUUUUAUUCUUGCCUAUGAAUAUCAGUCAAUCGUGUUUAUGAAUUUUUCACCGAAAUUUACCUGUUCAGAUGCACGAAUCACGAAUGCCUCGAGUGUUACCUGGAUAUCAAAAAGUAAUUACUUCAAGCUUACUUCCAGUCAAAAAUCCACACUUCCAUUUUCAAACGACGGUGAUGUGGAACAGUGCUACGCAGCGGUCAGUGAUGCAGCAAAAAAUGUGCGUGCCUUUGUUUGCACAAACUUCACCUUCGAUGACUCCAUGAUGCGACUUACAAUCAUCACAGAUCAUGAUCUGGUAUGUGACAAGAGGAUAUGGGCGAAUUGGCUAGUUGCUGCAACGAUGAUUGCGAUCGCUGUGGGCCACUCUCUCGCCAUUUUUACGGACCAAUUUAGUCGACGGAGGGUUCUCAUCUUUUACAUGGUUAUGGAAAUUUUCUGGAGCUUGGUUACUCCUUUCUCUUCCAACCUUGUGGGGGUUUUCAUUUUUCGAAUCAUGAGAAUGCUAUCUAUUCCACUCUGCUAUUACGCAACUGGCCUACUUUACGAACUACUUCCAGCAAGAAAACGAACUCUCUACGGAAAUUUAUACUGGAUUCCAUUUUGCUUGGGCUAUAUGUCAACAGCUGGACUGGCCUAUCUGACAAGAGACUGGAAGGUAUUUCGACUUUACGGACUUCUGGGUCUUGUCGGAUACAUUCCUCUCUUCUUUUUACUACCCGAAUCCCCCCGAUGGCUUAUCCUCAAUGGCAAGUACGAGGAGUACAAGAAGACACUGGCCACACUGGCUAGGUGGAAUAGGGUGAAAUUGUCAGAGGAUUUUUUGGACGAAGCGGUUGGAAUCGUGCGUUCCAUAGAUAUGGUCACUUUGAAAGAACCAGUAGGGAAGCCUGAAACCCUAGUGGAUGUAUUCCGUUCAAAGAAUGUGAGAUGCAUUUUUUUGGUGUUUUGCGCUCAACUUUCAGCUGUAAGUAUUGGUUACUACGGUCUCUCAACCAAUGCAGAUUUUGCCUCAGAUAACGUUUUCCUGAAUGUAUUUUAUAUGGGUCUCAGUGAAGCACCGUCUGGUUUUUUAGGAUGGCUCCUAUGUCACCUGUUCAGCCGACGUUGCAGCUUCAUAUUUGCUGCUGCUUUCGUUAUCCCCUCUCUUCUAGUCGCGCCAAUUUUACGACCCUUUUCUUCCCUUGCAAACACACUAAUAAUUAGCAUCGGGAAGUUAAUGUUGACUGUUGAAUAUAACAUUUGCCUUCUCCAUAUGACUGAAUUCUUUCCAACAACCGUGAGAAAUAUGGGCCUUUUUUUUGUGAUGGCGUUUGGUUGCGCCAUUUCUGGCUUGUCAACAUUCAUAAACGACCUCCAUGUUAUAUACGCAUAUCUGCCUGGCAUUGUCUAUGCCGCAAUGAAUCUUAUCGCCACCAUUUUGACCUUUUUGUUCCUCCCGAAUACAAAGGACUGCCCACUUGCCCAAACCAUUAGUCAGGCUGAAAGGCUACGUCGAGGGAAGGAGGGGCAGUGGAUUGCUUCCCUGAAUUCUCAAAAUGUAUAA
Messenger RNA from Echinococcus granulosus, 1626 nucleotides. RefSeq names its product Solute carrier family 22 member 5. The coding region runs from base 1 to 1626 and encodes 541 amino acids. The transcript has a single exon. NCBI's taxonomy places the organism in Eukaryota, Metazoa, Platyhelminthes, Cestoda, Cyclophyllidea, Taeniidae. The record is from RefSeq and is a predicted model, not a curated record. Gene Ontology annotation, molecular function: transmembrane transporter activity. Gene Ontology annotation, biological process: transmembrane transport. Gene Ontology annotation, cellular component: membrane.